GAAGCAGUUUCUGCUGGACAUAUCUCAGCGAAACGAGACGAGACUCCGGAGUGCUGUUUUCUACAACAGGGGGUGUCUCUCUCAGCAGGAUCCGGUGACAGCUUGACUGACAAGCAGCCAUGAGCUUCUUUGGUUUUGGUCAAAGUGCGGACAUCGAUAUAGUUCUGAAUGACGCCGAAACGAGAAAGAAAGCUGAGCAUAAAAGCGAAGACGGCAGGAAGGACAAAUAUUUUCUUUUCUACGACGGGGAAACGGUAUCGGGGAAAGUCAACGUUACGCUCAAGUACCCGGGAAAGAGGCUGGAGCACAACGGCAUCAAGAUUGAGUUUAUCGGCCAGAUAGAGCUGUACUAUGACAGAGGAAACCACCAUGAGUUUGUGUCCCUUGUGAAAGACCUGGCACGGCCAGGGGAGCUCACACAGUCGCAGACAUUUGACUUUGAGUUCACACACGUGGAGAAACCCUACGAGUCUUACACUGGUCAGAAUGUCAAAUUACGCUACUUCCUGAGGGCAACUGUAAGCCGGAGACUGAAUGACAUCAGCAAAGAGCUGGACAUUGUGGUGCACACACUCAGCACCUACCCUGAGCUCAACUCCUCCAUCAAGAUGGAAGUGGGGAUCGAGGACUGUCUGCACAUAGAGUUUGAGUACAACAAGUCCAAGUAUCACCUCAAAGAUGUGAUUGUAGGGAAGAUUUACUUUCUGCUGGUGAGGAUCAAGAUAAAACAUAUGGAGAUUGACAUCAUUAAGCGAGAGACGACCGGCACAGGGCCUAACGUCUACCACGAGAACGACACCAUAGCAAAAUAUGAAAUCAUGGAUGGUGCACCAGUCAGAGGAGAGUCCAUUCCCAUCAGGCUGUUCUUAGCAGGCUAUGAGAUGACGCCCACCAUGAGGGAUAUUAACAAGAAGUUCUCGGUGCGGUACUACCUCAACCUGGUCCUCAUUGAUGAGGAGGAAAGACGCUAUUUCAAACAGCAGGAGAUCACCCUGUGGAGGAAAGGUGACAUAGUGAGGAAAAGUAUGUCUCACCAAGCAGUCAUCGCCUCCCAGCGCUUCGAAGGCUCCGCCCAUCCAGAAAGGACACAGACCCAGAGCAAUGAAGAAGAUGACAGCUAAAGCCCAGCAUGCACUUCAACCCCCAUGUAGUGAGUGUGUGAGCAAACACAGUGCAGAAAAUGUCAGCAAAUUCUGAAUGUGAACAUUUGUUAGCAUCGAGAUCAUGUGCUGCAGUGUUUUUCAGGGCGUAUGCGUGUGUGUGUGUGUGUGUGUGUGUGUGUGUGCGCAACAGAGACUUUGAAUUAUGACAGUGUGUGUGUGAAGGGAACAAAAGUCAGACUCAGACUCUAGUUGCAAGUAAUUCUGUUCUGUUUUAACCACCUUGAAGUACCAGCUGGGUGGAGUUUACCACAUUAAGACUUAUUAGAGAGUGUCAGCUAAUUUCUGUGUCACAAAGAAACUGCAUAAAAUUGACUUUAAGUGCUUGAUUAAAUUAUUUUGGCAUUUAUUAGACAGUUCAGUGUGGCAACAUCACCCAUUAGAUGCACUUAAAUAUCAUUUAUAAAUACUGUUCGACUAAUAUCUUGAAUUUACGUGUGUGUAUGAAUGUACAAUAUGAGAGCCACCACAGGUGUAUUUCUAACAACCUUUUGUUCAAACUAUUUACAUGGCUGGAAGAUUGCACUGUGCAGAUACUAUAGUCAUACAGUAGGUUUUUUAAAACGUGGGUAAACAGUGGAUCUUACAGUACAUUUCUGUAUGUCUCCUCAAAGAAAUGUGUCAUUGUGACAUGAAAUUAUUGAAGAUGAUUUCGCUGCCGGGCCCUCUGCUGAGAAACAGCCCCUCCUUUUGGUUUUAAUUCAUAAAAUUCCUUUUUUUGCCUCUUCUUCAUUUAAAAAAAUGAGUAAUGACUCUAAAAAAAAACAGAAUUAUAAGACUUAAAAAUCCAUUUACAUAUUUGUAUAAAAUAUUUUCAUACAUUCCAAGGCUCUCAUCAGAAAUAGGUGUGACUAGAGUAUUUAUUUUUGAACAAAAUUCCAUUUUGAACCAGCAUUUUACAUGUUUGAUGCAUUGGUUGGUUGCUUGUGGCUCGGUGUCAGGUGUGGCCACUGCUGCUAAAACAAAUGUGGCACUUGUGAGCGCUGUGGGAUUUUCCUUCCAUCAUAUAUGUAACAGUCUCUGAUAUUUUGAAGCCCUGCUCUCUUAUUUGCACUAUGAUCUCAUUCUGCUUUUUUCUGCUCUCAGUGCUGUUUAUAAACUGGAUUCAUGCCAGGGUUCAGGAGUAGAGUGAAAAUCAGACUCCACUGUCCCCAGGGAUCACUUCAAAUCUAAUAUGGACAGUAUUACACCUGUGUUUGGUGACAAAGUUGACAUAAACCUUGUUCAGACUGCAGCCCAAAUCCGAUUUUUUUGCAAAUGUGAUCAGAAUCCGAUCUUACUGACUGACCAUUCGCAUUACAUAUUGCAAGUGAUCAGAUCUGAUCUGCAUGUGGCCAUAUUGACGUAGUCUUAUCCGCAUUGAUUUCCAUGGUAACAGGUUACUCCUAGGAAAAACAAACAAUGGCAACAGCAAACUGUACGUGUUUCUGUCCCAAAUGGUUAGGUGGGCCUGCGGCGCAAACUAGUGAAGCGAUUAGUGGAGUCAUCAAUGAGUGAAAUCAAAACUCCAGUCCAGCUCUCUUUUUUCCAUCAUAGCAUUAUAGGCCUACAUCAUGACAGCAGUUCUGUUGGGUUUUUACUUUUACUACUCAACAUUGCAAGGGUUUUUUUUUUUAAAAAUCUGUUAAGAAAAGUCAUGUUACUAUUAUGAACUUACCAUUCCCAGAAGUAUCCAGUCUUUCUUCCUCAUCUUCCUGACCGUUGCUUUCCUGAAUGUUGCGGUCCUCCUCUGCCGUGCUGUUCAGAAAAAAUUUGUCAUGAAGAAUUUCGUCAAGAUACUCGUGUCCUGAUAUAUGGCUUUAUUUCUGUAUGUACCUCCUAAUUUUUCUGAACUGACGAAUCUCCCCAGAUAGCUAUCAGGCACUUUAUCUCCUCGUCCGUCCACGGUUUGUUGUUUUCCUCCAUGCUUUAAACCCGUGGCUUGACUCUUCCACUUGUAACUCCACAGGCGUCGCUAGGCAAUGAGCGUCUCCCCAGAUCUGCGUUGUUGUUGUUGUUGUUGUUGUUGUUGUUCGUGUCGCACUGCGAGUGACGCAGAAGACACUUGGAAAUCCUAUUUGAGUGACCGAGAUGUUCAGAUUGAAACGGAUCUGUAAAAAUCCAAUCGGAAUCGCAUUUGAAACUACCUCUGUAUGUGGUUUGAAUCAGAUUUGGAAAAAUCGGAUCUUACAUGUUUUUUGGCUGUCCAGACUGUCAGAAAAUCAAGCUAGAUACAAUCUGGAUAUGCUAAAAAUCUGAUUUGGAGUGGUAAUCUGAACAAGGCCAUAGAUGCUUAUGAGUCCUGCCUCUUGACAGGCUGCCGGGACUGACUGCCCUGUGUGGUUAGUUAGCUUUGUGCCUAAAGGAUUAUUGCCAAAAUGUUUCGGUGAAAUACUCGAGUACAGUUUCCACAGUUUACUGCUGCGCACUUUCUUUCCAUUUAGACUGUGCUCAUCAUUUCAUCCACUACAGUCACUUUUCAUGAAAUAAAAAGUGACUUUAGUGUCAAUAUGGUUUAUAUUGAAAACUAUGAAUGUAUAAGAACUGUUAUUCUCUCAUAUUGAGCAUUUAAAUUAAAAUUCAGAACUGAAGAGUCCCAAACUCAGUAUAUUUUCUAAAUAACCAUCAUCAUCUUUUUUGGUUGCCUCCAGUCAAGGGGAGUAGAUGAUUGAGCUUCUGUGCCAUUACUCCUUUUUAUUCUGAUACUUUUUCUAAAAUAUAUCUUAAAAAGCACACAUUAGUGAGUUUAAAGUGUGAAGCACUGAAACUGAACCCCAGCCUGUCGUCCUUCAAUUAUCCUGGCCUGCAGCUUUUUGCUUGACAAGCUUACGCUGUGCAACUUCACAAAAUCUAUCACUGUGUAUCGUAUAAAUUUUUUUUUAGAUAUUUUUAUUUUUCAUACUUGCAGUAAGGUCCACUUUAGUAUGCAUUUUUGCUAAAGCAACAUGUCCACUGUCACCAGACUUCUGUUCAGGUAACUGCUAAAAUAUAGAAUCUGCCAAUCUAACAUGUUGAUAUGAGCCAACAAGACAAGUUUAUUGGAUUUAUGUAGCCUGACUCAAGGUGUGACAGAGUUUUCAUUCCUUAGAGAUUCUUACUUUGCAUGUUAUUGAUCAUAGCAGAAAUCACUGUAAGUCACUCCGCAGUUUCUUCUACACCUAAUUGGCAUUAAGGGCUUGUACCAAAAUUAUCUGUAUGGAGAGGGGCGAUGAACCUCAAAAGUCCAGUGUGCAGGAAUUAGGGGCAUCUAUUGGCAGAAAUUAUACAUAAUAUUCAUAACUAUGUUGUCGUAAGUGUAUAGUCUCCUAAAAAUAAGAAUCAUUGUGUUCGCUACCAUAGAGUGAGCUGUUAAUACCUACAGAUGGAGGGGGUCCUCUUCAUGGAUGUAUUAAGAGACCAGGACACAGCAUUGGAAGCCAGACUCUGUUCAUUCCUAUGAAAGUUGCUCAGUGGCACAUGAAGCCACAAUUGUUUAACUGUUGCAUAUAAGUACCUAGAUAAUCUGCACUGCUUCCACAUUAUUGGGUCCAUCGAGCAGGUGUACUCGAGACUUCCGUCAGCUGAGCCAGCUGCUUCCCCUUUAUUGCUGUCCUAACUUGAAUUGGGAUAAAAAUUAUUUAAUUUUGCGGCUCUUUUAGACUUUCAAAAUGUUAUCAGAAUGAAUGGAUCAAAUCCUGAUAGUAAAACGAAUCAUUUUGCAGGGUUUGUGAUGCUCAAAAAUUAUUAUCCAGCGAUUUAAAUACGUUUCUUUCCCAAUCUUAGUCUAUGGGAAAAAGCUUUUUUUUUUUGGUCCAAUGGCAUAAUGUGACCGGAUCAGAAGUUGUAAUUCCACUGUUUAGCCACUACGAAAAUUGGCUUCAAAGCCUGGUGCACUUUCUGGGGGCUUGGUUUCUCUGAGACAUUGGUUUAGCUGAGACCAUAUGUAGCAAUAAUCCACUUUGUAAUUCAUAAUACAUGAAGACAUGAUUCACCUUGUGAGUAACGAGAUGUAACCCCUCCCAUUACCCUUAACCACCUCUCUUUAUCAUAAUACUUCGUAUCUAGCUAAUUGGUAACUUUGUAGUUUUGUGGGCCUUCCACCUCCGGGCCAAGGAGCUAAAGGGGCUGAUCGUGGACUGAUGUAUAGGUAUGGUUGGUGAGUCAUGUAGCUAGACAGUGGCUGCUCCAGCUGCAGUUAUAGUGUGCCCCAAAAAUGAGUCAAAAAACCUAAAUGACUUAGCAUUUUACCACUCACAGUUCCCUCAUCUCAAAAUCGGUGGGUUUUUUUGAAUGGGUUUUUGGUUAGAUGCCUGA
Epinephelus lanceolatus (giant grouper) is the source of this 5432-nucleotide messenger RNA. It is a transcript of the gene vps26bl, whose product is annotated as vacuolar protein sorting 26 homolog B, like. Gene Ontology annotation, biological process: intracellular protein transport. The record is from RefSeq and is a predicted model, not a curated record. NCBI's taxonomy places the organism in Eukaryota, Metazoa, Chordata, Actinopteri, Perciformes, Serranidae.